CGAUUCCUCACCGGCUGUCGAUAAUUUUGUGCAACGCAUGUCGUAAUCUCUUUUUGUUAAAGUUCGGUUAAAGUUUCCAUUAAAUCAAUUAAAAUGGCUCAAAGUAGGCUGGAAAAGAUCGGCACCAUCUUCACCAGAGUUCAGGGCCUGCUCCGUGGUGGGGCCAUGAAAACAGAGGAUAAACCUAUUUGGUACGAUAUUUACGCCGCCUUUCCGCCGAAACUGGAGCCCCGAUUCGACAGACCAGCUCCGGAUAUCCCAAUACGCAACAUAUUCUAUGCCGAGGAUGUAGUGCGAGCGAAACUCCAUAAGCAGAAUAAGCCUCAGGAAACAAUAUCCCUUUUUGACCACAAGCGAAGCACGCAGUCGCAACAGUUCGUCCAGAUCUACCAGGACUUGAAAGCGCAGGGAGCCUUAGAUGAGCAGAAGAUCUACGAAACCGCUUUGGACCUUCUCGCCGAGCAACGACAACAAUCGCGCUUGGAGGCAACAACGGAGGAGGUCAUGCCAGAACUAGAAACAGAAACAAAGUCGCAAUUGUUAAGCGACUUCAAGGAAGCGGUUGAAUCCAAGCAAUCCAAGUCGUCAUCUUCUCCAGCUCCUUCCAAGGCGAAAAAAGACGAUGGCGUGGGUAUAAACAUAGACAGUUUGUUCAAGGAUUAGGCGGAAAAUCUUUUAUAUACUAAAAAUAAACUUGUUAUAUAUCAAA
Drosophila eugracilis is the source of this 709-nucleotide messenger RNA. RefSeq names its product probable 28S ribosomal protein S23, mitochondrial (gene mRpS23). The transcript has 3 exons. Lineage: Eukaryota; Metazoa; Arthropoda; Insecta; Diptera; Drosophilidae. Gene Ontology annotation, molecular function: structural constituent of ribosome. Gene Ontology annotation, cellular component: ribosome; mitochondrion. Gene Ontology annotation, biological process: translation. The record is from RefSeq and is a predicted model, not a curated record. Bases 94 to 663 code for a protein of 189 amino acids.